This is a messenger RNA of Colletotrichum higginsianum IMI 349063, 2013 nucleotides long. RefSeq names its product F-box domain-containing protein. Gene Ontology annotation, biological process: protein polyubiquitination. The coding region runs from base 1 to 2013 and encodes 670 amino acids. The record is from RefSeq and is a predicted model, not a curated record. Gene Ontology annotation, molecular function: protein binding. NCBI's taxonomy places the organism in Eukaryota, Fungi, Ascomycota, Sordariomycetes, Glomerellales, Glomerellaceae. The transcript has 3 exons.
AUGCAUCUCGUCUGGGUCUCCCCUCUACGCCCUUUACCUACUUUACCUCCCGUCCCCGAAACCCAGCCAAAAAAGUGUAUUCCCCGAGUGCGUGGACGCGAGAGUACGCUCCAAAUCACGCCCACCAUGGUGUCGCCGGCCCCUCCCAAGAAGCUGGACGACCUGCCGGACGAGAUUCUCCUCCGCAUUCUUUCCUUUCUGCACCCUUAUGAUUUUCCCGGCCUGCAACUCGUGUGCCGAAGGCUCCAAGAGAUUUCACUCGACAACAACCACUGGAGAUCGAGGACCUUCGACGAAUCACCUUUCCUAGAAGCGAUCCGCCGGCGGCGGCGCCAGGCCCGCAUUGUUGACGACGACGUCAUUGACGACCCUCUCCUCAGCGCUGCCGCACAGCUGAGCCACGAGCAUGAACCCUCACCUCACCUCUACAAUGGGGAGACGAGAGAGCAGCGCGAGUUGCAGCGGUAUAAGGACAUGGCGAACUGGGACCCCUCGUUUCCGACGGAGCCGGUCUUCUGGUACAAUGAGUACAUCCAACGCUAUGCGCCCGUCACAACGAGCUGGUUGCAGCAGCCCAAGAUCCGAGAUGGGAACGAGGAGGACACGCUGGAUGUCCGGGGAAUGGCACUCUACAGCCCGAAUCGAGAAAGCAACGAGUUGCUGGUAGUAUCGCCAUUGGACGACGGGUCCGUAUGCCUCUGGGACGUGAAAGGUACUAGGGGCCGGAAAGGCGCGACGAUUGCCACGAGCCAGGCAGGCAUCCUCUACCUCGAUGGACCUCAAACCAUGGGGAGAUCACGAAAGAUUGAUGCCGGAGUCUCAGAGUGCAUUAGCGUCGACAGCUUCGCCGACAAGGCCUUUGUCGCAGUUCAGGGUCAUCUUCUCGAAGUGGAUCUCAAUCGUCUACAGGUUGUCGGCGAACAAAUGUUCGAGUGGUCCAUCACGGCGCUGUCUUCGGCCGCCCCAGGCCUGCCACUGACCGUGGGAACCUCGUUGGGGAUCCAUUUAUACGACUACAGAGCGCGGGUAAGGUCGCCUAGUGAAACCACCGAUCAGAUCGACGUGUUAGCUGCGGAUAUGACGAGUGGGAUUUCUGCACGAAGGUCAAGAAUCGUCUUUGACGAUCCGCUGCCGCCGUACGCACCGCUUUCACAACCAACCCCGCUGAGCAUUCUGCACCUGCCCAGACCAUGCGACGAGUACUCUUUCUCGGACGACAUUUAUGUGGCAGGGCGGUUUUCCAACAUCCUCCACUAUGACAGACGUACAUUUCCUUCCAUCAUGGGUUCCAUCCACUCAGGCGCCCGGCUGGCCAGCCUCGCGUCUCUUCCGUAUCCGUUCUCCACGGUAGAUAGCGAAAUGCGCCGAAGGAGCGACUUGUCCGCAGAGCAGGUCGCAGCAUCCAAGAUGAGAGAAGGCGGCCGUACCCUGAUUGCUGGCGGUGAGUACAAUACCAAAGGCUCACUAGAAUUGUACGGAUUGUGCCCGCGGCUAGGGGACUCGUCGGCAGAUUUGAUGCAGAGCUCGACGAUGAAGAAUCGGCAGACGUCUUCGCAAUCCAAGAUUCUCUCCGUCGCGACUCAAGGUACUCGCAUUGUGUUCUCGGACGGCUCUGGGCUUUUGAAGUGGUUCGAGCGCGACGGCUUCACCGAGGUGAGGCGACACAAGAUUGGCCACAGCGAGGUUUCGGAACGUCCGUCCCUCUUUGCGUCAAUGCCCGGUUCGGACGAUCUUGCGCGGAAGAUCUUGUCGACACAAACACGCAACGGGCUGGAUAAUGUCAACGAUGACGAUGUCCUGUUUUGGACGGGCGAGAAACUGGGUCUUGUCGGGUUCUCUUCCAAGCCCGGCUUCACCGCAGAUGAGUUCGAGGAGUCGACCCCGAGGUCGGAGGAAGAAGCGAAGGUAGAACAGGCAGAACAAGAGUACGGGGAGAGAAUGAGAGCGGCCCUUGAGCGGCAAGCGGGCGAUGUCCGUUUUGUGAGGGGCCUGGGCCUAGGGCUGAUGGGAUAA